Molecule: messenger RNA, 843 nt
Organism: Chenopodium quinoa (quinoa)
Lineage: Eukaryota; Viridiplantae; Streptophyta; Magnoliopsida; Caryophyllales; Amaranthaceae
Product: B3 domain-containing transcription factor VRN1-like
Exons: 3
Coding region: 1-843 (280 amino acids)
Molecular function (GO): DNA binding
Source: RefSeq, a predicted model, not a curated record
AUGUUGAAGUUAAAGAAGAAGAUAGGAAGAACAGAUGAAGGGUGUAAUAAUAAAGAAAAACAGUUUGAGAUUUAUCCCCACAAAUUCUUCAAAAUCAUCCUCCCUCACACCCUUCACCAUAAAAUCCUGAGGAUUCCUGAGACAUUUACAAGGGAUUUCAGCCCUCAGCUUCCACUAUUCGCAACUCAAACUGUCCGAACCGGUCUUUCGUGGAAGCUUGAACUCGAAAGAAUUGACAACAAGCUUUACUUUACUCAAGGAUGGGCAGAUUUUAUGGAGCAAAAUGCUAUAAAAUAUGGUUACUUCCUAGAAUUUGAGUAUCAAGAAAAUGAGCACUUCAAAGAUUACAUAUUCGAUUUGUCUUGUUCUGAGAUCGAGUAUCCUAGAGAAUACGAUCAAUAUGCCAAGUAUCAUCGAGACCAUGAUGACAUGGUUAUCGAAAGGGUAAUGGUCGAGGAAGAAGAGGAUGAUGACAUAGAUAGCGAUUGCAUAAUAUUGAAGAGUAACUACAUCAACCCCUCCUUCACUGCUGUAGUGCGAAACUAUAAUAUCUCGUCGACUAGUUCUUAUCUGCAUAUCCCCAAGAUAUUUAGCGACAAGUACAUGAAGGAAAGCUUGUACAAAUUUGUCAUGUUACAAACAGGUGAUGGGAGGGAGUGGUGUGUAAAUUGCUCUGUUUAUCAGGAUGGUUUUGAUUUGAGAGGAAUAAUUUGGAAGAAUUGCAUGAAAGAAAACCAAUGGGACGAACAUGAAGGAGAGAAAUACACGUUCGUGAUGGUGGACAAGAAACGUUAUAACGUAACGUUUAAAGAGAUCAAAGAGAGUACUAGAAAUCUCAAAUGA